AUGGGCGCUGGCGUUAUCCUCGCCUUUCUCAAACCCAGCUUAGGUGAUGACGAAUCACUGCAAAACGACAAGUUCGCCCUCCUGCCCACGGCCAUAACAGCAAACGUCCUCGGUAUCGAGACAGCAACGCAGUAUACAGUAGCGAAUACAGAAUACGAAAAACAGCACCUUGUCAUUUGCGAAACGAAAGAUCUGGCACGUGUUAAUGUGAAGCAAAUGCUAAAAUUCCUGGAAGGGGAGAACAUGGGUGGAGAGUGGGAUAUCAGGGCGUACGGGGAGGUUGAGAUUUUUGGUUUGAAGAAGAGCGGUGGUACGCCUUUCUUAGAUCCUAGCAGAGGAGAAGCGGAUGGGGUUGUGAAGUAUAUCCCUGGGCUGACCGUACGUAUAGAAGCCGCCAAGACAAUUAUGGUAGCCCUCAUGCAACCAUCACCCGCCGGUGUCGCAGACCUGGAUGCUUGGUAUCGCGAAGAGCAUAACCAGCAGAUGUCUGAGCAACCAGGCUGGUUGCGCACAUGUCGGUAUUCACUCGUCUCGCAGCAAUCUAGUACUUCCCGUGAAGGCGGCGAGAGUCAAGAGCUGUCUUUCCUGGCUAUUCAUGAGUUCGGAGAGGGAGAGCAAUUGGGCGAUACGGUCAAGGCGCUGGAGCCAAUUAGUGAGUGGACGAUGAAGGUCAUGAAAGAUGCAGUGGAGAUUGAUGCAGCGAUCUAUCGAAAAACAUGA
This is a messenger RNA of Alternaria atra, 720 nucleotides long. RefSeq lists its product as uncharacterized. Lineage: Eukaryota; Fungi; Ascomycota; Dothideomycetes; Pleosporales; Pleosporaceae. The transcript has a single exon. The record is from RefSeq and is a predicted model, not a curated record. The coding region runs from base 1 to 720 and encodes 239 amino acids.